AGGCCACAGCCACUGACACCAUCCAUCCUCCCUAACCAUCUCAUUGCUGCCGCAGCAGCAGCCGAGCAAUCAUCUUCUCGAUCGAUCCCGGCAAUGGCCAAGAUCCAGCCCCUUCCGGCAGCCUCGCCGUCGGCGGAGUGGCACCAUGGCGACGGCGGCGGCGGCGGUGUGCAGGGGAAGCAGGCGGUGUACACGGUGUGGAUGAAGUCGCUGGUGUUCAACGGCCAUGGCUGCACGGUGUACGGCUCCGACGGCCGCGUCGCCUUCCGCGUCGACAACUACGGCUGCAGGGGCAGCCGCGACGUCUUCUUCAUGGACACCGCCGGCACCACCCUCAUCGGAAUCCAAACCAAGAGCUUCGGGAUGAUGAAGAGAUGGGAGGCGAGCCGGCACCACGGCGGCGAGAAGGAGACGACGACGGCGACGGUGACGACGCCGUGGUUCAGAGUGCAGAGGGGCCGAGGUCCAGGAGGAGCCAUGGCCACCGUGACGCUGCAUGGCGGCGUCGGGAUGGCGUACAGGAUCGACGGGUGCCCGAGCAAAUCGGAGUACAGGAUCAGCCGCGGCGGCGGCGGCGGCGGCGGCGGCGACGGCGAGGUGGUGGCGGAGGUGGCGAGGAAGCAGACGGCGUCGGGGGUGGUGCUCGGUGAGGACGUGCUGACGCUGACAGUGGGCCCGGGUGCGGAUCACCUCCUCGUCUUGGGAUUGGUCGUCGUGUGUGGCCUCAUCAGCCGUGCUAUGUGACUCUACAACCACAAGAACGAAUUUGUUCUUGUUUUUUUCCUUUUUUUUCUUUUCUUUUAUUUUAAAAACUUCUUUUAAAAAAUAUAUUUUAUUGCUGGUUUAGAUGGUAGAUGAAGACACCAGUUUGAAAUUGGGAUUGAGUUUGUUUGUAGGGAACAGUUUAGACAAGGUUUUUCACCAAGCUGUGGACGGUAGUCCCUCUUGUGGUGGAUGUUUUUUUUCCCCUUCUAGGGGUUUGUCUGAACAAUCAUUAAGAUUGGAAUAUAUAAGUACAGAGUUUUUUUUUUUGGUGAUGA
Messenger RNA from Oryza sativa Japonica Group (Japanese rice), 1040 nucleotides. RefSeq names its product protein LURP-one-related 11. NCBI's taxonomy places the organism in Eukaryota, Viridiplantae, Streptophyta, Magnoliopsida, Poales, Poaceae. The record is from RefSeq and is a predicted model, not a curated record.